AUGCUCGAGCAAGACGAUGAUGACGCCGACGGUGGCGAUGACGAUGAGGUCCGGCGAGAGCGGGGUAGGCGUGAGGACGGCGGGGACGAUGCGAACGAGCGCGAGCGCGAGCUUGAGUGUGGUGGUGAGAGGGAGGAGAAGGGAUGUGAGGAGGAGGACAGAUAUGAGGGUGAGGAGGAGGCGGGUGAGGAGGGCCGGGAGGACGAGAGAGAGGACGAGGAUGAGAGUGACGAUGAGAGUGACGGUGAGGGUGACGAUGAGGGUGACGAUGAGGGUGACGAUGAGGGUGGCGAUGAGGGUGGCGAUGAGGGUGGCGAUGAGGGUGACGAUGAGAGUGACGAUGAGGGUGACGAUGAGAGUGGCGAUGAGAGCGACCGUGAGAGCGAGGAUGAGAGUGAGAGCGACCGUGAGAUUGACGGUGAGCGUGACGGUGGCCGUGUCGGUGAGCGUGACGUCGAGCGUACGAAUCGGUACGGAAUGGGAAAUGGAGUUGGCAACGGCAACGGCAACGGCAAUGGGUAUAAGUAA
This is a messenger RNA of Drechmeria coniospora, 528 nucleotides long. RefSeq lists its product as uncharacterized. The coding region runs from base 1 to 528 and encodes 175 amino acids. The transcript has a single exon. The record is from RefSeq and is a predicted model, not a curated record. Lineage: Eukaryota; Fungi; Ascomycota; Sordariomycetes; Hypocreales; Ophiocordycipitaceae.